This is a messenger RNA of Xenopus tropicalis (tropical clawed frog), 1331 nucleotides long. It is a transcript of the gene prelid2, whose product is annotated as PRELI domain containing 2. The record is from RefSeq and is marked provisional. Lineage: Eukaryota; Metazoa; Chordata; Amphibia; Anura; Pipidae. Gene Ontology annotation, cellular component: mitochondrial intermembrane space.
GGGAAAGGUAUUGGCCAUACAGUUUGGUACGAUGGGGAUCGCCGUGGAGGCGAGGAAAGUUUAUCCCUAUCCCUUCCAACAUGUUGUGACCAGCUACCUCAAUAAGUAUCCAACUCCCUUGGAGAAACAUGUUCUUUCCGUCAAGACAGUAGAAGAGAAAACCGAUCCAGCAACAGGUGUUGUAUACAGGAAGCGGAUUGCAACAUGCAACAAUGUGAUUCCAUCCUUCUUACGAAGAUGCAGCAUUUUAAAGGUAUCAAAUGUAUACCUGGAAGAGGAGUCAUGGCUAGAUAUGAAAACAAGGGUUAUGACACUUGAAACCCACUGCUUGACAUGGGCACAGUAUGCAACAAUGAAGGAGGAGUCUGUAUACAAGGAGUGCACAGAAAAUUCCAAUUGGACCGAAUUCACCCAAAAAGGGACAAUAACAAUCACUGGGGCUGGCUUUCUUAAUCGUGUCCUUGAAACCUUCGCCCAAACUUUUCUCAGUCACGGAGUAAAAAAGAGCAUUUCAAUCAUGGAAACCAUUCUCCGUGAAAGAUGUGGCUGCCCUUUCUCCUGACCAUGAACUGCUCUGACUGGGACACAUUAUAUAUAAACGGAAGACAGGGCUGUCUUUAAAAAAAUUUUGCAACGUUUUUUUUUUCCUUCUUUUUCACUGAGCAGCACUCAGGGAACGAAUCAGCCAGUUAGUUUGCUAAAUUGGCUUUCUCACCUUUAACUUUUAAGCUAUUCCAUUAUACAGGAUCACAAAUAAGAGCUGGAGAGUGCAAUGCGAAUAUAAUCAAGUCUGAAAUGCACACUUCAUCCUCAUCUUGUGAUGAACUAUCCCAUUAAUCUGAACAAUGCUGGGCUGCCUUCUGCGACUCCAAGGAAUUUAACAAAGAAAAGACAAGUCGUUUUUCCGUCCUGACCACUAAUACAUGCUAUUUCUUGCAGAGGGCUAAUUUUUUUACAUGUAUAUAUUUUAUAAGUUUAUACCAACUCAUUAACUGGCAUGAUGAAUACAUGAAUUUCCAAGAGCUGAAAGAAAAAUUGGGGGUUGCAUAAACAGGGGAAAAAAAAUCAAUAAAAACAAAAAAAAAUAUGAAAAUAUACUUGCUAGGUCUGUUUUGAGUGGCCUUUGAGCAGCCCGUGUCUGUGGUGUAGUGAACCUGCCUCUUUAUACAAACCUACAUAUAUUCUCCUAUUUUGUAACGUCCUCUAUGUCCUGUGGUCUCCAGUGCAAGUGAUGACAGCAAUCAUCAGUAGCCUUCCAACUCCUCCCUCUUAAGUGAAUGUGACCUACACCUUUCAUAAUGAUUCCAGAAUGAAAAGAUUAUUGGAAAUCA